Messenger RNA from Echinops telfairi (small Madagascar hedgehog), 1161 nucleotides. RefSeq names its product proline rich 19 (gene PRR19). The coding region runs from base 1 to 1095 and encodes 364 amino acids. The transcript is spliced from 2 exons. Lineage: Eukaryota; Metazoa; Chordata; Mammalia; Afrosoricida; Tenrecidae. The record is from RefSeq and is a predicted model, not a curated record.
AUGGACCUCCAGGGGCCAGCCUCCCAGCCUUUCCAGCAGCUUGAGAAGCCUGGUCGUGUGCGUCGCCGGAAGACCAGGCGGGAACGGAAUGAGGCCCUGGUGAACAGCCGCCGGCCAUCCUCCCGGCAGGAUCUGCCAGUUGCUAGUCGGAAGCCACUCGGAGCCCUCCGGAACCCCAUGGGCCCUGCUGCCUCCAAGCUGGUGGUCAUAACCCAAGGCCGGUUGAGCCGGGAGCAUUGGGGCCUCUUCAACCAUGAGGUGAAAUCGUUGGAUGUGGCACGCCUGCUUAGCAACAGGGCCCUGGGGCCAGAUACCCCCCCACUUCCCACCAGGCCUUCCCCAAGCCUGGGCAGCACCCAAGAACCAGCCCCACAGUCGGGGGACAAGGAGAACCAGUUGCCUAGAGGCUUAGACCCAGCCUCAGCCAGCCCCCCAGAGCUCCCAGCCAUGGGCCAGUUGCUUCAGGAGCUGCGGUGCCAGCUGAUUCUGCCCCAGGCCUUCUCCAGGAGGAACCUAGUGCAAGAGGCCAGGGAUGUCAUCGUGACUACCUUACAGACCUGUCAUGGCUGUGUGCCUGACCUGGCUGUGGUGCUUCGGGGUUGCCAGUCAUCACCCUUGUCAGGCACCAAGCCCAGAGACCCCGAGAUAAGCCGGAUGACACCCUUCUGGAUCAACAGCCCUGAGCAGGCCCCAGGAGGGAGAUGGCAGAGCAGACAGCAAGGGACAGAGGGGCCUGCCUUCACUAUGGCUCCCACCUCUAGCACCUCCCCUGUCCAUAGGGCAAACCUGGCCCUACCAAGGGGUCCCUGCUCACCUCCUCGGUCUUCCUUACCUUCACCAUCCAGGUCGGCCUGGGGUCCCCCAACAGCCUUUGACUUGCUGAAAAGCAUCUGGCUGGUAGCCACACCCCCCACUCCCCGGCCCUGGGGGAUUAGCCCACCCCAUCCCCUGCCUCAGCCACCUUCUCCGUUGCUGCCCAGAAACUUGGCUCUAGACUGGAGCCCCACACCCCCUGCCCCACUACCUAGCCUCUCUUGGGUGGUAGCACAGAACAGCCCUGAGUCUUGGUCCUUCCCCCCCAUGAGACUGUACUGAAAGGACUGGGGCUAGGGUUGGGGACAGGAAUCCCCAACUCCCCAUCACCUCAAUAAAAGAUAUUCU